AUGCCAUCCCAUCACCACCUUGGCUCUCAUCCCGCUGCUGGGCCAUCAUCUCCUCCGCCGCCUACCGUGCCCGCGACUGUGAGCGCUCAGCACGCCAUCUCUCCCUCGCAGUCCGCCAGUCCAAGUGUUUCCCACACGGCUCAGCCCGGCGAGAUGUGCGCUUGUCCUAGCUCAGACGCAAACUGCUCUAGGUCCGGCACCAGUGGUCCCUGUGGUGUGUCCGCCGGCGACGGAUGUGGCGGCAGCUGCAACGGCAACGCCAUUGCUGGGGAGUCGUCGUCUUCGUCAUCCUCGUCGUCUUCGUCGUCGGCCUCGCCGUCGUCCUCGCGUCAGUCGGUGUCAGCAGACCCAGAUUGUGCUGGAACUGCUCCAAAUGGCAAUGAAGCCGAGUCUUGCAGCACGGCAGAGGCAUCCAACAACGAUGAUGGCGAGGGCGGCGACAGCGACUUCAACGACAACGUCAACACAGACAGGGGCAUUGCUGUUGCCACGAAUGACAGUGGAAAGGACAUGACCAGCAAUGGCAGCAAUGUGAACAACAACGGUGCUACUAGCUCUUCUCUGCCGGUCGCCCCUCACAGCGAGGCCGUAGAUCCGUUUGAAACAGUCAGUUCCUGCAAGGAAGACCUCCACGGUGCACACAUGAGGCUUGCAGACCUCAAGGUGCAGCAUGGCUCCAUCGAGGUUGAGAUCAUACGUACCACCGACGAGCGCCGCCUAGCUGACCGUGAGCGUGAGCGCGUCUGGGAGGAGAAGCUUCGCGCGGUGGCAGCGCAUGGUCAAGCAGAGAACGAGCAACAGCUUCGGGACGACGAAUAUCGCCGUGCUCCGAGAGACCGUCUUCGCCUCUGUGCAGAGCGUGCUCGUCAGGCCGCCGAAGAGUGUCUUCGCCACAGCCACUUGUGCAUCAGUCUCGACGAAAGGCACCGUAGCUCCGAGGCCGAGUGCAACCGCAUCAACAGGGAGAUCCAGCGUCUCCAUCGGGAGCGUGAUCACCUCGCCGGCGCUGUCCAGUCCGCCGAGGCCGGCGUCAGUGCUCUGGCCGCGGCCUAUGAGGACGCUCUCGUCGAACUAGACAAGUUCUUCUCUCGCGACUAG
Acaromyces ingoldii is the source of this 1098-nucleotide messenger RNA. RefSeq lists its product as hypothetical. The coding region runs from base 1 to 1098 and encodes 365 amino acids. The transcript is spliced from 3 exons. The record is from RefSeq and is a predicted model, not a curated record. Lineage: Eukaryota; Fungi; Basidiomycota; Exobasidiomycetes; Exobasidiales; Cryptobasidiaceae.